UCGAAGAAAAGAAGGCAAAACUGUGAAUGAAAUGGCCUCAUUGGUGCAAAUACAGGAGACCCCAACUUGGAAGAAGUUCUUGAGCUAUGUAGGUCCUGGUUUACUGGUCUCUGUAGCCUAUCUUGAUCCUGGAAACUUGGAGACAGAUUUGCAAGCAGGAGCAGACCACAAAUACGAGUUGCUAUGGAUCGUGCUCCUUGGACUGGCAUUUGCAUUUAUAAUCCAAUCUCGCUCAGCAAAUCUUGGAGUAGCAACAGGAAGGCAUCUGUCUGAGCAUUGCAAGGACGAAUAUCCGAAGCCAGUGACUUACUGUCUCUGGAUACUGGCUGAAGUUUCCGUCAUAGCUGCUGACAUCCCACAAGUGAUAGGCAUCGCUUUUGCUCUCAAAUUACUCCUCAAUAUACCAUUAUGGUCUGGGGUCAUGCUGGCUGGAUUGAAUACUCUUCUGCUUCUUGGGCUACAGAAAUAUGGCAUACGAAAGCUAGAACUAGCAAUUGCAGUACUAUUGAUGAUUGUAGGGGGGUGCUUCUUCAGUGUAAUGGUACAUGCCCAGCCUAAUGUGAAGGACAUGGCAAUGGGAAUGUUCAUCCCAAAAUUGAGCAAUGGAAGUGCCACCAGAGACUCCAUUGCUCUUCUAGGAGCUCUUAUCAUGCCGCAUAACCUAUUUCUCCAUUCAGCUUUAGUCACAUCUAGAAAGAUCCAUCGUUCAAAUGAUCAGAUUAGGAAUGCGACAAAGUACUUCCUGUUGGAAAGUGGAAUGGCAUUGUUUAUAGCAUUCCUUGUCAAUGUAGCAGUCGUUUCAGUUAGUGGAAGCAUAUGCUCAAAUCCAUAUGUUUCUGCAGACGAGAAAGCACAUUGUAAUGAAAUCACUCUGGACUCAGCUGCAUUUCUGCUUAAGGAUUCUCUAGGGAAAUGGAGUUCAAAGCUUUAUGCUGUGUCUUUGUUGGCAUCAGGUCAGAGUUCAUCAGUCACAGGAACAUUUGCUGGCCAGUAUAUAAUGCAGGGGUUUUUGGAUCUGAAAAUGAAGCUAUGGCUGCGAAAUUUGCUCACCAGGUGCAUAGCAAUUGCUCCAAGUUUAAUGGUCUGCAUCAUCGGCGGAUCUUCUGGAGCUGGGAAGCUAAUUAUUAUUGCUUCUAUGAUUUUAUCAUUUGAACUACCAUUUGCACUGGUUCCUCUUCUUAGGUUUACCAGCAGUGGAAGCAAAAUGGGGCAGCAUAAAAAUUCUAAGAUGGUAACAGUGAUCACAUGGCUACUAGGAUUCUGCUCAAUUGGGGUCAACAUCUAUUUCUUAAGCAGAAGUUUGUUUGGGUGGCUUACCAGCAAAAAGAUGCCCAGGGCUGUAUCCAUCUUCUCCACAGUAAUGAUCUGUCCAGUAAUGGUGCUUUAUGUCGCAAUGCUGGCCUACUUGACACUGAAGCCAGAAGCUACAAGCAAGAGUGUCCAGUCUUCUGAAGCAAGUUCUACUGGGACUGUUGAAAUGGAGCUAGGGCAAGGUGCUGAUCUUCAAAACUCCGAAGUAGCUGAUGAGAUUUAGAAGGAUGAUCUAGUCCCUCUGUAGGACUC
Ipomoea triloba (trilobed morning glory) is the source of this 1563-nucleotide messenger RNA. RefSeq names its product metal transporter Nramp1-like. The record is from RefSeq and is a predicted model, not a curated record. Gene Ontology annotation, molecular function: manganese ion transmembrane transporter activity; cadmium ion transmembrane transporter activity. Gene Ontology annotation, biological process: metal ion transport. Lineage: Eukaryota; Viridiplantae; Streptophyta; Magnoliopsida; Solanales; Convolvulaceae. The coding region runs from base 32 to 1534 and encodes 500 amino acids. Gene Ontology annotation, cellular component: membrane. The transcript has 12 exons.